This is a messenger RNA of Alnus glutinosa, 749 nucleotides long. Its product is annotated as CRIB domain-containing protein RIC4. The record is from RefSeq and is a predicted model, not a curated record. The transcript has 3 exons. NCBI's taxonomy places the organism in Eukaryota, Viridiplantae, Streptophyta, Magnoliopsida, Fagales, Betulaceae. Bases 58 to 579 code for a protein of 173 amino acids.
GCCUUUUCGAUCUUCUAGUUUCUGUCCUUCCUGAUCUCUCUGGCAGUUGAUGAAGAAAUGAGAGAUAGAUUAAUGGAAAGGCUUGUUAUUCUUCCUUUCUCUGUUGGUUGUAUCUCCGAAGCUAGCGUUGCCGUAUCUGUUCACCAUCCCAGAAGGUCGAAACCAGACGCAAAAUCAUCUGCAAUAAGAUGUAAAGAAGAAGAUGAUUUAGAAAGCUUGUCAGGUGAAAGCAUGAUGAAGAACUCGUUCAGGUUGAUGGUGGUUCCAAAGCCAAAUAUAACGACUGGUUUUCAUAGACUCGUCAAGGGCUUCAAGAACUUCUCCCAAUUAUUUGUGGACAAGGAAGAUAUGGAAGAAGUGGACGAGAUGGAAAUAGGAUGCCCAACAGAUGUGAAGCACGUGACACACAUAGGAUGGGAUGGUGGUGCAAGUGCAACAGCCAGCCCCGUGAUGGGGUGGGAUAAUCUCGUUACUCCUCAGUUGCUGUCUCUCCCUUCACCUUCACCUUCAUUGGAGCACUUUCAUCUUUCCAGGGCUGAUCAUGAAACUGAUCAUCUUCUUAUAAAUACUUCCCCUUAACUACUUUAAUUUGUCUGUGAUGAAUUGGCAAUUAAUAUUGUUAAUAUUGAUCAUAUAUUGGUGAUUUUGAUAGAAAUUAAUAAUAGGUAUAUUGUAUAUGUAUUUAAAACUGUCUAGCUAUAAACCUCUUUUUCCAUGUACUUUUAAAGCCUCCAGGGUGGUUGCUUCCA